Oncorhynchus kisutch (coho salmon) is the source of this 8702-nucleotide messenger RNA. RefSeq names its product apoptosis regulator BAX-like. Gene Ontology annotation, biological process: intrinsic apoptotic signaling pathway in response to DNA damage; release of cytochrome c from mitochondria; extrinsic apoptotic signaling pathway in absence of ligand. Gene Ontology annotation, molecular function: BH domain binding; channel activity. The transcript is spliced from 6 exons. The record is from RefSeq and is a predicted model, not a curated record. The coding region runs from base 290 to 904 and encodes 204 amino acids. Lineage: Eukaryota; Metazoa; Chordata; Actinopteri; Salmoniformes; Salmonidae. Gene Ontology annotation, cellular component: mitochondrial outer membrane.
CGCACGCGCGGAUUGGCUGCUCGUCUGCUCUGCGCUUUCAUUCGACUGUUCAGUCUUGUUGUCGUCAGAGGCCAUUCCUAAUUGUUUUGUGUUUUUGAUUCUGCAUAUUAUCUCAAAGGAAUGCCAUAUUUUCUUAAUAGAGAUAAAACAGCAACAACCAUCGUCUGUCAAAUAGAGCUAGAAUAGUUGUAUCCUGUUACAAGAGAAUAACCACAGUUACUAUACUGAAGUUUUCUGAAGUUACAGCUCGCUAGCUAACGUUAUCGUUCGGGCUGGGUGUGGACUGCCAAUGGCGUGUGUAGAGACAUCAGAUGACAGAGUAGGAGAGGUCCUGCUGAAAAGAGUGAUGCAGGAGCAGCUGGAUGAGGUGUUGUCAUCAGAGGUCCCGGUAGUGGUCUCCGCAGAAACCCAGGAAUUGGAGAGUGAGCAGGAGCAGAAGAUGGUGUUACAGCUAGCUGUGAUGAUACGUACCAUCGGAGACGCCUUCAAGGAGAACAGGGAGCUGGACGACAACAGUGUGAUAGAUGGAAUGGUGGGGCAAAUGACCAGCAAGACCAGCUACUGGAAUUUGGUAGAAAAGGUAUUUGAGGACGGUCAAGUCACCUGGGAGAGAAUUGCUGUGCUGUUCUACGUAGCAGGGAGGAUAGCUGUCAAGGUGGUGAUUGCUCACCUCCCCGAGUUAGUGAAGGACAUUCUGAAGUGGACUCUGGAGUACUUCAGAAGCAAAUUACUGGACUGGAUCCAGAAACAUGGAGGAUGGAUGAACAGUUUCGCUGCGCUGGCACGUGUACAGGUGGAGAGGAUAUCCUCUAUGAGCGCCCGGUCCUCAGGGCUCAUCCUGGUCUUCCUCGGAGGUGUCAUAAUGGGUAGUGUUAUCACCUGGAAACUGGCCAGGAGGACCUGACACACACACAUACACAGUCCCACUCCGGUUCAAACGCAAUUGUUUGACAUGACAUGCAAACGUGUGGGCGUGCACACACACACACGCACACACAAAUACAUUUGUUUACCUACCUUCUGGUUUGCUCCGGAUAAAUAAGAUGACCAGAUGCUGCUGGAAGUGGUGUUGGAGAGCCAGUAGGAAGCACUCUUUCCUCUGCUCUAAAACAAAAAUGUCCCAGUGCAAAGAUUGGGGACAUUGCCCUCUGUCGGGUGCCGUCUUUUGGAUGGGAUGUUAAAACGGGUGUCCUGACUCUCUGUGGUUAAUAAAGAUCACAUGGCACUUAUCGUAAGAGUAGGGGUGUUAACCCCGGUGUCCUGGCUAAAUUAAUCUGGCCCUCAUACCAUCAUGGCCACCUAAUCAUACCCAGCUUCUAGUUGGCUCAUUAAUCCCUCUUCCCUGUAACUAUUCCCCAGAUCGUUGCUGUAAAUGAGAAUGUGUUCUCAGUCAAUUUACCUCAACUUAAAUAAAAUUAAACUCUUUUUUUUUAUCAGUUCCUUCAGAAAGUAUUCACACCCCUCAACUUUUUCCACAUUCUGUUGUUACAAAUUGGCAUUAAAAUGGAUUUAAUACUUUUUUUUCCCAACACAAAAUACUGUAUUACAUCUCUGCACUUAGAAAAAGAGAGCCAUCUGCACUGCUAUUUUAGUUUUCAGUUAAUCUGAUUGAUUAUUCUUGAUUAUUGAUCUUCUUAAACACUACUGUUGCUCACAGAGUGAGUCCACGCAAUUUAUUUUGACUUGUUAAGCACAUUUUUACUCCUGAGCUUAUUUAGGCUUGCCAUAACAAAAGGGUUGAAUACUUAUUGAUUCAAGACAUUUUUAAUUAAUUUGUAAAAACAAAAUAUCUCAAAACAUAAUUCUCCUUUGACACAAAAUCUCAAUGUAAUCAUUUAAAAUUCAGGCUGUAACAUAAAGGGAUGUGAAUACAUUCUGAGGGCACUGUAUAUAUUAACCUACAGUCAUGAAACCAAAGUUUUGGGGCAGAGCUCAGUACAUUUUGUGUCACUACCCUUACGGAAAAAAACAUGAAUUUCCAUUUUUUUAUGUGAUCUUAUGGGAAGUUAAUAUGACAACAUGUAAAAGCAACAUGUGAUAAUAUGAAAUUGCACAUUUCAACAUGUGAUACCAUGAAACGACACCUCACAACAUUUGAAAGUUUUUCACAUGUGAAAGUCAAAAUUUGAUUUUCACAUGUGAAACUGCAAUUCACAUGUGUGGUGAAAACAUGUUAUUCUCACAUGUGAAAGGUGGUGUUAACAUGUGAACUCUGUAUUGAAUACAUGUGAACAAAUGGUUUCACAUGUGAACAACUGUCCUCGCAUGUGUCUCUUUUGUUUUCAAAGGUGAAAAUUUCAGCUCAACAUGUGAACAGUUAUUUCACGUGUAUAUACGAUUUCAAAUGUGAAAAUAUGAUUUUCACAUGGGAAACUGCAAAUAAAAUAAAACUGUAUGUCAUCACAUGAAGUGUUCCAAAACCACAUGGUUUCAAAUGUUACAUGUGGAAAUUUCACAUGUGAAAUCAUGUGGUUUUUCCCGUAAGGGUAUAUCAUCAUGUUUGUUGGUAUCCUGUUAGACUAGGGUAUCUGUGCCUGAAAUAAGAAACCAGUGUAAGCCUAACAGACAGCCAAUCAUGUUAUGUGAUUGUUUUUUUUACAGAAAGGUCAUAUUAUUUUUCAAUACAAUAUUUUACAGAAAUAACACAUGAAUACUGAUUUGAUAUUUUUGAAGUUUAUAAAAAUGUAUGAAACAUGUAUUUUGAAUAAAAAACAUUUGGGAUGUUUGACUUGAAUGUAAUGUAUUAAAUGUGCCAUUUUAUUAGGAUAAACAAAAUAAGAGUUGACUGUGUUUGUGCUGUAAUAAUCAUGUUUUAACUAUGACCCCUAAAUGUCCUCAACAUGAGCGUCAGUCAGUAAGCUCCAUAAUAUCAGUUGUGAUAGGAAUUGUUAGCUAGAUGUACAAAGAAUGCACAGGACACAAAUAGAACAUUUUGGCAUAAGCUUUUAAUAUUUUUAUCGAGUUUUCGAUGUUUUCUCUUUGAAUUGGAUUUGCUUGUUUUUCCAGUUAAUUUUUGUUUUUUGUUGUUUUAUUAUUCUUGUUUUAUUUUUCCUAUCUGCAAUGGAGAAGAGUUUUUCAGUUUAAUUAGCAUUCACUUUCAAACUUUCAUACUUUUAAUAAUAGAACUGUGUUUAAGUCUCUUUUUUCACAAACUGGUUUGUUAAAUUAUUACUGUUUAUUAAUCUUUUUUUCUUUACACGUUUCAAAAAUAUAAAAGGUAAAUUAUAAACAUUCCAUUGAAAUAUAUUUUAUACAGUUCUUGAUUCUUUUGUUUCUGUGUUAUGACAUUAAAAUUGUAUCCAGUAUCAGUCUUUAUAGCAUAAAUCCCAUUCAGUGUUAUUGUAGUAGCCUUCUCUUCUUCCAUCUCUGUCUUCCCUCUCUUUCUCCCCUGAUAGGAAAGUGGCAUGGCUGCACCCAGUGCCUUAUUCCCUUAGCGGUGAUGUAGUCACAACAGUUGGCAGGACCAAUAGAAACAUUAGCUGCAUUGGCGCUAGUAGUGCAAUGUUCUUUCAAAUGUAAAAAUCAUAACACAAAUCAGCAACAAAACCACAAAUCAGACAAAAGAGUAAACAAGUCAACAAAUGAUAAGAAAAUAAAUAAAAGCACCACAUAAGAAAAAAUAACAGAUAAAAAUGUAAGUAAAGCAAUGAUAUUGACAUAUCUGUAUCUGGAGUGGUAGAUUAGUACAUAAAUAAUCUACUGUUAUAGACAGAAGAAGUGACAGGCAAAAUUAUAUGUAGAGAUGUACAGAUGCAAAAGACAGAUGGACAUGUAAAAAUGUAACAGAAUGGACAGAUUGGCGCUAUGCUACUAGCACUGCUGAGAUAUCCCGGACUGUUGUGUGUGUAUCAGGAAAGAUAUCGGACUCAUGAAACUGAGCCUAUUUCACCUCCCAAGUGCAAUACACAGAAAGAUAGCCAGUGUAUUUCUACCAAUUCAGUCAAGCCACACUGCAAUAAAACAAAAAUAUAACAAAAAAAUGUACAUAAUUAAAAGUGAUAUAGAUUUCUUUUUUUUAAGAGUAUGUUUCAGUUUGCAUACAUACACCCCCCCCCCCCCCCCCCAUCCUCUCACCACUGGCUGACAGAGAAAGAGGAAGACAGAGAUUGCCGGCGAAAAGAGAGUUACUUCAUUCUGGCCAUUCACAAAUAAGUCAUCUUUUUUUUCUCCCACGCAUGCAUUAGAAUUGAACUUCAAACAAUAUGUUAGAAAAACACAAGAACAAGGAUGCAAAAAGAGCUUCUUCCUCAAACAUGUGUGGAGGGAGAGAAAGAGAAGGGGAUAGGAGACGGGGAUGAGAGGGAGGAAGACGUCGGGGAAAGAGAAUAUAUGACAGCGGGUUUUCUGGCUUUACUCUGCUCCUCUCUUGAUAUGUUUUGUAUUUGGGUUUCAAGUAAAGUUAUGCAAGUGUUGAGCUGUCAAUCCUCUAAAGUGGGUGUGGCCAAGUUCAGGAGCUGGAUCACACACACCCCCACCUGCACAUGUCUUCAGGUAGCCCACACACACAAACACACACACACACAUUCCUAUUAACACACAGUCAGACUCACAACUGUGGUAGUACAGCCAUUCACAUAAGGUGGCGGUUAUUCACAGUAUAUUCACCACCUGUUUUGUGAAAACCCAUCCCAAAACUCAGAGACUAGAUGUGUGUAUUCAUGCUAUAAAAUCAAGAUGGAAACAUUAAGAGGUUUUUUUGUGAGUUAUUUUUUUGUUGAGGUGGUAAGGUUACUUUGACAGUAAGUUUGUGUAAAUGGCAUUGGACUCCCCCACAAAAUUGAGGGUUUGGAAGAAAUUAUUGCUCUGACAAUAUCCCCCCCUCCCAACAUUUUAAAUGGAACGGUCUGUGUGGGUUGUGCUACCAGAAGGAUGAUGGGGGGGGGGGGGGGGGGGGUAUGAUCCAUUCACCUCUGUCUUUAGCUGUACCUAAGCCAGUUGUGCCCCUCCCCUCUUCUUCCCAUCCACCUUGCACCAGAUCCCUCUCCUUCUCUACCCCACAAACAAUAAUUUCCAUCUUCAGAAUGAAAUGUCUAGUAGUGAUGCAUCCUUCCAUAAUCUAUGAUUACAUGUCUCUAUCAUUUCAAGUCAUCCUUUUGGUAACAAACAUAGUGCCAUAAUACACUUUUUUUGGAAAGGAAGAGAGUGAAAGAAGGAGUAGGCAGGAGUUGAAAGAGGGAGAGAGGGAAUGAAUAUGAAAGGGAUGGGGGUCGAGGAGAAGGAAAGGGGGAGGAAUCAGACAUAAGGUGAUGAAUGACAGAGAUCCAGUGUAUCAAAUGAAAACUGCGAGUACAGGGACAUAUCCUGAGUGGCAAACUCCAGGGUAGACCCAGGGGAGACCCCUGACCCCCCUAUUCUAAUUACUUUAACCCCCACACACUUCAGUAAACAAUGCACCAUGCUAGAUAUAGUAGCUGCCCCUUUUUUUCCACCAUUACCCUGCCCCAUUCUUGCCCUCCCACAUAACAGACAGACCUAACACACUGAACUCCUUUGGCACAAUGAAACACUGAAGUAUAAUCAUAUGCUACAGUCAAACUCUUGCAUAGGUAGUUGCUCAGUUCUCAGUACAGUUAGCCCCCAGCAUCUCUGGAACAUCAUCAAAAUCUUCAUCAUUGCGUAAUAACAAAUAAACAAACAGAAACAAAGCAACAGUUUUGGCAAGUUCACACUCAUUUGAGACAAAAAUAUAAACUAGCAAUAUGCAAAUGAACGUGACCCAAAUUGUAUUUGACACGGUCAAUGAAUGUGACCCCAAACAUAAUUAACACGCCUCCUCCAUUGUAACAUUAAAUUACCACCCUUGAGAUGAACCCUGCUCUGCUGCCACUCGGCUAGACCAGUGUCACCAGAGACGAACCACGGCUCAGAUGAUGACACUCUUCACUGGGGAUAAACUACAUCCCCUGCAACACACUGGAGCCCAGUAGAGGUCGACAACGAGUAGGCUACAUCAGCAGCAUAUUAUCCAAACUCUGAUGUAGGCCUAGCUAGAGGGUUUGUGGUGACUGGCGAUAUAUGACCUAUACAUACAGGCCUAGAAACUGAACAUAGCAACAUUAGUUUUCACUUGAAAAUAAACAUGGAAAAACAGGGGGAAAUAAAACCCCACAAUCUGUUGUUUAGCAUGCGGUGGUGCCUGGUGUGAUGCAUCCAGCCAUACUGCAAAACAGGCAGUGGAGGUGGAAGGUCAACAUGAGCUUUUGUUCAUCAACAGAAACAACAACAAUUCAUCUAGAUAAGCUCAAUAUGAUGGCAUAGAUAGACCGUUCGGCAUUCCCUUCAUGCAUAUUUGAACAGCAAUUUUCCUGGAAAUAUGCUAUCCCCACCUGAGGAAUUGGAGCAAAGAUGGCUGCUUCACCAACGCAGGGGGCGCCAGUAUGUGUAAAACAAACACUGUUGACGUCACAAGGGCUGUAGAGUUAGCGAUCUUGGGGGGGGAUUAUGUUAAAUGCCACAAUGACACGUUAUGCACAUCCCUAUAAUCAUGGAAAUAGGCCUACAGUACAUUAUGUCAUAGCAGUACAAAGCUAUGCAUCGUACACGUACAAUAUCAGGGCUGAGCUAAUAUGACACUAUCUGGCCAGUCAGUGCAGUGCUACAUGUGCUAGCUAGCUACAGUGUUAUUGGGCUACACGAUCCAAUCGAUGUAAUUUAUUGUAUUAGGUCAUCGCGAAUCUCGUUCAUUAGAUCAGAUACUUUCUCCAAUUGCUCUGUAGGCAAUUAGCCUGGGGACGGUGUGAGGUCUGAUCUCCGCUAGGUAUCGCUACACUGCUUUAGCUAGCCGAGACCUUAUAGAGUCUACAACCGCGUCCCGGUGGUGAAGCUGCCAUCUCCCACCUUGAGCACGAGACUGAAAGAACAACAACAGAGUCCAUCAUGGUCCUAUUCAUUAGUGCACACCGUAGCAAACAGCUUUGCAGCGGAAAACGUGUUAGACAAGUUCAGGGAUAGUCCCUCCCGUUCCGGGCAGUUUGCUUCCGUUUGGAUCCUAGUGAAUAUGACCCAUCGGAUCUGAGUACAGUCAACUAAACAUAGUUAUACAGACAGACAGUGGAGAGGGGACCUGGAUGGACAGUGGGGUGGAAGACAGAGAAUUGGCAGCAGUGGACACAAUCAGGGCGGUAGGACCAGAGAGUGAGAGCAGUAGAAGAAGAAGUAGCAGAGCACAAGAAGAGUAGUCAUCAAAGUAGUAGUAGAGUAGUUGUAGUAUCAGGGGAAGUUCAUCGCAUAGUUCAUCUCUGGUAGAUUUGGUGGUGUUUGUAUCUUAUUUAUCUAAGAAAACAUUGUUCAAUGUGUAUCUUGCAAUCCUAUAUUUUUUUUUCGUUAUUCCUUUUUUAUUAUCCCAAAACAAAAUAUAGAUCUUUUUUUUAAUAUAAUCCUGCUCUUUUUCUUUUUUUUAUUAGUUGCAUAUAACAUAAAUAUUUUUUGUUUCCUCUCGAUUUUGUUCUUUUUUUCAAUUCCUAGCCCUCUUUUUUUACGGAGGGGGUGGGGUGAGGGCUUGCAGAAGUAGACUCAUGCAGAAUAGUCAUGCUGGUAAACAAAGGAAUAAAAAUGCAUUUUCACUUUUUUUCCCCGGAAUUGUUUAUCAAAGUUCACCCUGUUCCCGCUAUUUUCUCGCACUUCCUUGCAAAUCUUUCUGAUCCCCCCAGAGGUGCAGUGCUCUUUCUACAGAAAGGAGAGUGACCUUUACAGUAGCCACUCUCUCCGCGAGCAGUUGACCAUUUGUUAUCUUGACACUUGCAAAUAGUUACCAAUUGGAUAUUUUUGAAAAAGGUUGAUGUGACAAUGAUUGUUUGAUUGUUUGGUUUUAAAAAAGAAAGUCUCUCUGGUCUCUCUCUCCAUCCUUUUGUUCUCUACGUUUCGUUCUUCAGGUUUUUUUUCCGAUCAUGCCAUGCAGUUUGCUACGGAGGAGGAGCAAUGCUGAGAUGCAGAGGGGUGUAGAUAAAGAGAGGGAGAGAUUGAGAGCGAGAAGGUGAGGGCAAUGUAUGUCCUUGUUUUCCAGCAGUCGCUUCCCGUUCUUGGCAUGCGCGUUGCGGAUGCUUCCAGUGUCUCUCUCCUUUGGCGUCAACUCUUCAGCACACACACUCUCACACGCGCACACUGGUUUUCUUUAGGUCCAAAUCCUUCAAAGUGGUCGAUGAGUAGAUCUGUUAGGGUCAGCCGAAACACUCUCAUGCAACACGCGUCAGCAUCAGUCAGUCAGGGAGUGUAUCGUAUUUCAGAUCUACGCACAGGUUUAUAUGAAAUGGCCAAUGGCCUGGUAUACUAUAUGCCUGGUUGCUCUACUAUUGGGGCCCAUAAUUCAGUAUCUUCUGAAGUGUGUCUCUUGUGAGAGGUAAGAGGAGGGCUGUAAAAUCGAUGAAAACAGUCCAACAGGUGUGACUGACUGAACAUAAGAAGGUAGUGUCACCAUAGCGGGCUGACUCAAGAGUCACUGGAUGCAAUGGUUGUUCAGCCUCAUAGCUUUGCAUAGUGUUUGGCUGUAAAACAGUACAAUUACUGUGAUGUAAAUGUAUUUGGCCGUUGGCUAGCACCUGGCUCUCGUUUUCUGUAGUCACAUCCACGCUGACUAUGUUGAGUCAUCUCAGACCACUGCAGUAGCUUGUUUAUAUAGCCUACCCUACUGUACGUCCGAUCUUUGAAGUACUAAAUAGGAAGAUUUAAAAACAAUUGAAUAUACUGUAUCUGAGAGCCGGUAAGAU